AUGCGCCUUCACUCUGUCCUUGCGGUGGCUACAGCUGUCGGCUGUGCGGUAGCCCAUGAACCUAUCAUCCAAGUUCCCAAGUGUCCCUGGAAUGCUCUGAUUAAUUUCGACAAGACUGUUCCUGACCAAAAACCCUUCCCACGGACGACCAUUAGGCUUUGCUAUAACAGCAAGACAUUCAGCUUGAAGUUCGAGGCAAAGGACGAAAAGUAUUUCUACUUCGACCCUUCCCACAAGAUAAACGAUGAUAUCUGGAAAUAUGAAGUGAUGGAAGCCUUUAUCUCUACCGGCCAUGCCGAUCCUUCAACAUAUCUCGAAUUUGAAGUCAGCCCCAACAACGUCACAUACCAGGCCUUUGUCUACAACCCAUCCAAGAACCGAGCAGACGGCGCUCCAUUUGACCACGCCUUCAUCAGCAACCCCAUAGCAGACGGAAUCACCUCGAAGACAUCUCUUGCUCAAACCCAAGGGAAGUGGACUUCAGACGUGCAGAUCCCUCUUGCUCUCUUUAAUGUGGACACUCCCCGCGGCUCGAAAUGGCGCAUGAACUUUUUCCGCACUGUGACUUCUAAAGAGACUUAUCCAGAUCAGAUCUUGGGUGCUUGGAAUUCACCAGACAAAGCUAGCUUCCAUAUAACGUCCUUUUUUAGAAAAAUUGUCUUUGUCUAG
Messenger RNA from Trichophyton rubrum CBS 118892, 669 nucleotides. RefSeq lists its product as uncharacterized. The coding region runs from base 1 to 669 and encodes 222 amino acids. The record is from RefSeq and is a predicted model, not a curated record. Lineage: Eukaryota; Fungi; Ascomycota; Eurotiomycetes; Onygenales; Arthrodermataceae. The transcript has a single exon.